Parnassius apollo (apollo) is the source of this 1311-nucleotide messenger RNA. NCBI's taxonomy places the organism in Eukaryota, Metazoa, Arthropoda, Insecta, Lepidoptera, Papilionidae. The record is from the annotation of a GenBank genome assembly.
AUGCCUAAAAACUACAGCCGAACAUCACAAAGAGCAAUUGCGUACUCGCAAAAAGACUUGGAAACUGCUGUAGAAAAAGUAAGAAAAAAAGAACUAACUAACUAUGCUGCAUCAAAACUUUACGGGAUUCCAGCAUCUACCCUUAGUGAUCGAGUUAAUGGUAAAACAGGGAACGAUUGGUUUCUUUCGUUCCGAAAGCGGCACAAGCUAUCCAUUAAAAAACCUCAACCAAUAGAGUACCUCCGAAAACGCAUGACAGAUCCUUUUGUAAUACACGAGUAUUUCACUUUACUAGGAAGCACCCUUGAGAAGUUGAACCUAAACGACCCGCAUAGGAUUUGGAAUUUAGACGAGACCUCUGUAUGUUUAGAUCCAACAAAAACGAAAGUUGUUGGCGCAGUAGGUGCACCAUGCACAAGGACAACGGCUGGAUCUGCAAAAGAAAAUAUUACCGUGUUAACGACUGUCAACGCGGUUGGCAUCAAAUUGAAUCCUUUAAUUGUAUUUAAAGGGAGCUACGUAUAUGACCAAUGGAUGGCAGAUCAAAAUGAAGAAUAUGAUUUUGAAGUUGCUUAUUCUUCUAGCAAACGCGGUUGGAUGGAGACCGAAAUAUUUUAUAAUUACAUGGUCAUAAUUCCAAGUUUAGGAGAAGAAAGACCAGUGCUCUUAAUUUACGAUGGUCAUAGCACCCACGUUGACGAACGAGUCGUAGCAUUAGCAGCAGAAAACAACAUAACCAUAUUAAAACUGCCUGCUCAUAUAUCUCACUUGCUACAACCUUUAGACUUAGCGGUCUUCAAGUCAUUUAAAAGUAUUUGGGACAAAAAACUUGUGGAAUGGCAACGCCAAAAUGUCGGAUUUAAAAUACGUAAGAAAGAGUUUGCUGAAAUGUUUGCACAAGCAUGGAGUCAAACAACACCAAAAGUGAUUCAAAAUGGCUUUAUGAAAGGAGGUAUUUACCCGUUUGACCCAAAUGUUAUACCAAAAGAAAAAUAUGACCCAGCGGCUUAUAAAAGAUGGCAAAAUGAAAUGAUAUAUAAAGGUGGGCAAAGAAAUUUAGCAAAACUCAAAUCGCUGAAUCAGUCAUGUAUAGACGUCUUAAACAAAGAAAUGAAGAUUGAUCGUAAACUUCAGGACAUUAUUCACGUUAGCGCUGAAAAUCGUGCAGAGUCGGUGAAUUACGGUAUUUCUUUUGAGGAACUGCUUUUAAAAAAGGUUACGCAAAAACCACAAAACUCAAGAGUCAAAAUGAAACGUAUAGCAAAAGGAGCGGAAGUUAUAACACACACAUAUUUGGAGAAAAAAACGUAA